AAUCAUGGCGGAAAAUCUUGCGUACACGUACGUGAUUGUGGGAGGUGGAAUUGCCGGUGUAACUUGUGCUGAAACGUUGGCCCUUCUACGUCCAAACGACUCAACCGACCGAAUUCUACUGCUAACGGAGUCACCUCUCGUGAAAGCCGUCACGAAUGUGGUUCCUCUUGGGAAAAUUCUUAACCGUUUCGAUGUAGAAGAGAAGAGCACCGGAGAGCUUGCUGCAGCGAACAAUAUCGAUGUAUUGCUCGAUCAAUUGGACUCGAUCGCUAGUGAGGAUCACCUGGUACGAACAACUGCCGGAAGAUGCAUCAGCUACCGAUACCUUUGUCUUUGCACCGGUGCCAGACCAAACAUCAUCGAUAAGGCAAAGGGAAAUGCGAACGUGAUCGGUAUACGGGACACAGAGUCGGUGGAAGAAUUCCGGAAGCGUAUUCACACGGCCACCCGGCUAGUCGUGGUUGGCAAUGGUGGAAUAGCAUCGGAGUUGGUGUACGAGGUGGACGGGUUGGAGGAAGUUCAUUGGGUCAUUAAAGAUCCGUACAUAAGCUCAACGUUUGUAGAUUCCGGAGCGGCCAGCUUUUUCAGGGAGCGACUUAACACGAAAGCUUCUAUGGAUAAGCAAAAGACCAUCUACAAACGAAUGCGCUACACGGAACAGAAUGAGGAAAGCGCCUCAGCAGGGGUCACAAAACGAGGGGCAGCACUGGGACCCGACUGGCAUCGUGCUUUUGACAUUCAGAAACACGGAGAAGCAGGUACCCGGAACGCCAACAAGGUUACCAUUCAUCAUUCGGUGGAAGUGGAGGACAUACAGGAAGUUACAUCCGGACUACAGGUUCGACUUACCGAUGGUACCACUAUUGAGUGUGAUUUUGUAGUGUCCGCCACCGGGGUCGUCCCUGCCACCAGCUGGACCGGGGGUUGCGAUCGUACGUUCAAGCUCGGACCCGAUGGAGGCCUUUUCGUGAACUGGUCGAUGGAGACAUCGAUCGGCGAUGUCUACGCUGCAGGGGAUGUUUGCUACGCAGGAUGGGAACAUGCGUCCCACUGGUUCCAGAUGCGCCUGUGGACCCAGGCACGCCAAAUGGGUGCGAUGGCCGCACGCAGUAUGGCGGCCAAGCGAGACGGGGAAGAAAUUUAUCAGGAUUUCUGCUUCGAAAUGUUCAACCACGUGACGACCCUGUUCGGAUACCAGGUGGUACUUCUGGGGCGCUACAACGGGCAAGGGUUGAACGACAAGUACGAGGUGCUGCUUCGUAUGACGCCCGGGCUGGAGUACAUUAAGUUUGUGCUGGUGGAUGGAAGACUGCAGGGAGCGCUGCUGGUGGGCGAAACGGGGCUGGAGGAAACGUGUGAGAAUUUAAUACUGAACCAGCUGGAUUUGUCGCCGUACGGGGAGGAUCUGCUGGAUCCUAACAUCGAUAUUGAGGAUUAUUUCGAUUGAAACGGUUUGCAACACAUGAGGGCAAAAGUCAAGCGGGAAGAAUAAUGAAAAUAAAUUUGAUUGGAAGUUAAAAAAAAACCCA
Molecule: messenger RNA, 1529 nt
Organism: Anopheles coluzzii
Lineage: Eukaryota; Metazoa; Arthropoda; Insecta; Diptera; Culicidae
Gene: Pyroxd1
Product: pyridine nucleotide-disulfide oxidoreductase domain-containing protein 1
Exons: 1
Coding region: 5-1447 (480 amino acids)
Molecular function (GO): oxidoreductase activity
Source: RefSeq, a predicted model, not a curated record